Messenger RNA from Labeo rohita (rohu), 2669 nucleotides. RefSeq names its product pleckstrin homology domain containing B1 (gene plekhb1). The record is from RefSeq and is a predicted model, not a curated record. Lineage: Eukaryota; Metazoa; Chordata; Actinopteri; Cypriniformes; Cyprinidae. The coding region runs from base 154 to 720 and encodes 188 amino acids. Gene Ontology annotation, cellular component: membrane. Gene Ontology annotation, biological process: regulation of cell differentiation. The transcript is spliced from 6 exons.
CAGCACUACAAAACCCCCUCCGACUGCUGAGACGUCUUACAGUCACUGUCGCCUCUCACAAACAAACGGCCAAACUCUGCCGUCAUAUCAAAGAAGCAACACAACAUUAGGAGUAUAGCUGUUGUUCCUGUGGCAGUUGACUGAUCAGGCCCAAUGGCUCUGCUCAAAUCUGGCUGGCUCUGGAGACAGUCUUCAGUCCUCAAACGCUGGAAGCUGAACUGGUGUGACCUGUGGAUAGAUGGGAGCUUUGUUUUUUACAAAACUGAAUCCAGAAGAGACUACGAGACCAAAGUGAAUCUGAAGGCCACCUGUGUGAAUGUGAAGUCUGGACUGGAGUGUCCAACAGAUGUAUGUCCACCUGAGAGUCACCCCAGAGAGAAUCUGCUGGUUGUUUAUAUGAGGGAUGGCAAUAUGCUGAUCCUGUGUGCCAACAGUGAAGAUGAAGCACUGGCCUGGAAACUCACACUCAUGGAGGCGAAAAGAAAUCCUGUUUUUACGUACAAUCCGUAUGACGAUACAUACCAGACUGUUCCGAUUAACAGUCAUAAUGCAGUUUACAUCAUGCCAAAUACAGGUAGUGGAGGGACUCAGCAUGUCUAUGUACACAGAGACUCUUAUGAUGACAAUUUCGGAGAGCAGAUAGCGUUGGGCCUCCUGGCUGGAAUGGCUGCAGGUGCAGCGAUGCGUUCACUUCUGUGGAUGCCCUUCUGGUUCUGCUGAGGACCGAAGAAAACAGGAUGAUCACGGAAAUCCCACGGACAGAGAACAGAGACGUCCAUAAAGCUCAGCGAUAGGAAAUACUCCCGUUCCUGCAUAUAAAUAUGUAAAUAUGAGAAUAGCUGCAGCUGUUUUAAACUCAAUGGGCAUUAAGUGGUCAAUCAGUAUGUAAAGGAGGGAUUCUUCUUUUUUCAUUGUUUACAGUCUUAAGAAAACAGUCCUAUAUUAGCAGCUCAAAUGUAUGUAUCUAUAAAACUAUAUCCGCCUCAUUUUUCAUGUAAUUCUAUGGGUUCAGCUUCAGGUCUCAUCCAAAAACAGCUAGUUUUUCUGCUUGAUAUCAUAAAUUGGUGUGUGUUACCAUAUUAUUUUAAUGUACUAUCUUAAUUAUAAACACACUGGUUUGUAGUCCAGUUUUACUGUUUACUACGUUGUUAUUCUUCUCGUUAUUUCGCUACAGCGGCUAAUAAACCGUAAGUCUUGUCUACAGGCCUACUUCCGCGUUGAAGAAUAAGGCGGAUAAUAAUUCUGCACACAGACAAGUAUGCUAUGAUUUUGCUUUGUGUGUAUUGUACUUGUAGAGCUUUGCAAACCUGUUUGGUUUGGUCCAUUAUUAAAGUUCCAGAACAAAAAUUGACAGAUAAUUUACUCACCCCCCCUUGUCAUCCUUGUCUUUCUCCAGUGGUAAAGAAAUUCCUCUCCAUAUAAUGGACUGUGUCUUAUCUAGUGUCUUAUCUAGCAAAAUAAUGGUUAUUUUCUAAAAAAAAAAAAAUUCUGUUUAAAGGUUCAAGACAGUUAGGGUUUGUCAAACAACUCCCAUCUUAAUUUCUCUUCCAACUUCAAAAUUGUCCUACAUCACUGCAGAAGUACCGACCCAGUGUUUACAAAGUGAACAUGCAAUGAAGGUCAAACGCCCUUUCCAAAAAAAAAAAGGUAAAACAGCAAUGUAGGACGAUUUUGAAGUUUGAGGAGAAAAUGGGAAGUUUUUUCGACAUACCCUAACUGGCAGACGAGACAAGACGAACGUUUAAGGUUAAAAAGUGUAUAAAUUAUAUUCUUUUAGAAAAUAAACGAUCGUUUAGAGCCCUUUGAAGCCGCAUUUAAACUGCAUUUUGAAAGUUCAAACUCAGGGGCACAAUAGAAGUCCAUUACAUGGAGAAGAUAUCCUAAAAUGUUUUCCUAAAAAACUGUCUUUACGACUGAAGAAAGAAAGACAUGAACAUCUUGGGUGAAGAAAUGUUUGUUCUGGAAGUGAACUACUCCUUUAGCAUUUUUUUUUCUAAGUUAUCCUAUCAUUAUUAAUAAAUAACUGCAAUAGUUUUCUAUUUAUAAAACACUAAAGCCCUGAAUUUAUGAGGCUCCACAGCAUGAGGUCUGGGAGUGAUCAUCAGACCGUUGAAUGCUCUCCAAAUACAAGAAUCUGGUAAACUUCUCCUUACAAGCAUUUAUUUUAAAUAUGAUGCUGAAAUAGCUCAAUAUCUCAGUAAUGAAGGCAGCAUUAUGAAAUCAGUUCUCAUCACUCAUUACCUGUUAUGUAUUACUAUGCUACAUUGCAAGUAUAAGUUAUAAACUUUAUAUUGUUGUUGUUAACACAGGUUAAAAUAAAAUGCUACUAUCACAUACAGAAUCAUAUAAGAUGGCAUUUAAUGUAUGUGUGCGUGUUUCAAAACUCAUUUACCAAUGUCCUGAUUAACAAAGAAAAAAACCCAGUGUUGCUAAAGACAAGAUUUUAUUAGGGACAUCUCAAGAUGCUGAUCAACUUAGCAGUGCAAAUAAUGAGCAUUGGUGUCAAGCAGUGUUGCCAGACAAAACUGGUUAAAAUCCAUUUGAAAUGCAUGAGACCGUUUCAAGAAAACAACCAAACAAAAGACACAAAAUGCACUAGAUCUUAAAAACGUUUAGAUCAGUCUGGGGACAAACUUAUCACUGUACAUUUAAAAAAAAAAAAAAACAAA